This is a messenger RNA of Cadophora gregata, 4305 nucleotides long. RefSeq lists its product as uncharacterized. NCBI's taxonomy places the organism in Eukaryota, Fungi, Ascomycota, Leotiomycetes, Helotiales, Ploettnerulaceae. Gene Ontology annotation, cellular component: membrane. Bases 1 to 4305 code for a protein of 1434 amino acids. Gene Ontology annotation, biological process: transmembrane transport. The transcript has 13 exons. Gene Ontology annotation, molecular function: ATP hydrolysis activity; ATP binding; ABC-type transporter activity. The record is from RefSeq and is a predicted model, not a curated record.
AUGAUGAACCAAAGCGAAUUCACGGCAUCGCUAUGCCAGCCAUCAAACGACAACGCCUUCGGACCAGUCGUGAAAGGAUGUCGUUCAGAAUUCGACUUCACGUUGUUGUUCGAGCAGACCAUCCUCUCGAUUGGUCCCGCAGCAUUGCUGCUCCUGUUCGUCCCACCCCGCCUCGUCACGCUUCUACGAUCCAGCGCCAAAACUCGACUUUCACGAUUUCGAUCAAUCAAAACAAUCUUGUGUCUCUCCCUCAUCGGAGUCCAGCUCGGCCUGCUUGUACUCUGGACAUCGAACCGCGUGACUCGAGCCACGCUACCGUCCUCAGCUUUGUCAUUCGCAGCCGCCAUCGCAAUCCUCCUUCUCUCUGGUCUUGAAGACAGCCGAGCCAUCCAACCAUCAUUUAUACUUAGUAUUUAUCUCCUGUCAACACUUUUGUUCGAUGCCGUCCAAGUCCGGACUUUGUACCUUCGACAUGACGAUCCCGCAAUUCUUGGCCUUUGUACUGUGAGCGUGGCCAUCAAAGCUUGUCUGCUCAUCGUGGAAAGUCGUAGCAAACGCCAAUACCUGAGAGCUCCAUACAAUGAUUACUCCCCAGAGACCACUGGGGGGCUAUUCAGCAGAAGCUUCUUCUGGUGGAUCAAUCCGAUCCUUGCAACUGGAUUCCGCAGACUUCUUACAUUGGACGAUCUGUUUCAAACUGAUGCCUCGCUUCUGUCUGAACCACUUCGAGAUCGCAUGCAGAAGUCUUGGGAUAAAUACCAUGCUCGAGGAAAUUCUCGUCUCGCUGUUUCAAUCCUUCACUGUUUGAGGUGGCCUUUCCUCUCCGUCAUCUUCCCGCGAUUGUGUUUAAUAGGCUUCAAUUAUUCUCAGCCAUUUCUGAUCAGCUCCGCUAUCAACUUCGUCUCCAAACCGUCUGCAAGUCGGAACAAGAACGACGGUUAUGGAUUGACUGGGGCGGCAGCGCUCAUAUAUCUUGGAAUCGCAAUAUCCACCACGCACUACCAACAUGCAGUUAAUCGUGUGUUGGUCGGAUUCAGAGGAGCGGUGGCGUCCCUCAUCUUCUCGAAGACGCUGAAGCAGCACGCCAAUGUUCAAGACAAGGAUGCAUCUUUGACUCAUAUGAGCAGCGAUAUCGAUCAGCUUGCCUUCAGUCUCGAUGCUCUGUGCCAAGUAUGGGCGCAAGUCAUUGAACUUACGAUUGGUCUGUACCUGCUUAGCAGAAAUCUUGGAUGGGUCUGCGUUGCACCCAUUGUCAUCGUCGUCAUUUCCACUCUUUGUGCUGGCCAGGUGACCAAGUUGAUUGGUCCAAGGCAAAGAGACUGGAUUGCAGCUGUCCAGACUCGUGUCGGGAUGACAUCCUCUAUGCUCGGCUCAAUGAAAAGUGUCAAGAUGAUGGGAUUAUCCGAUGUUCUGUCGACAACGCUCCAGAAACAGAGAGUCAGAGAAUUGAAUCUCUCGAAGAAAUUCAGGGUCAUGGGAAUGUGGCGCAUGAUAUUGUCUUUCCUGCCCACCACAGUCGGACCAAUGGUGACCUUCGUGAUAUUUGCCAUCCAAGCAGCAGCCAGAGGAUCCGAGAGGUUGUCAACUAGUGAGACGUUCUCCUCGCUGUCAAUCAUUUCACUCCUUACAUCUCCUGCUGAAGAGUUUCUGCAAACACUGCCCAUGAUUGGAAUGGCCACUGGAUGCUUGGAAAGGAUACAGAAAUUCCUUCUCUCCGAAUCAUGUGAAGAUCGGCGUCUCAUCCAGGAUUCCGGAACUUCUGCAGUCGCACACCAAACCGAGCGUGGGAUUGAGCUUCAGAGUUUCGCCAGUAACCCAACGGAUAUUGUCCUUUCCCUUCGCAAUGCCACGAUGAAACCAUCUCAAUCAGCUGCAACGGCUGUUCGGAAUCUGAAUCUUGAUGUCAUCAAAGAAUCUUUGACGAUGGUUGUCGGAGUUGUGGGAUCUGGCAAAUCCACCUUGCUUAAAGCAAUCAUCGGCGAGUUGCAGUGCGAAACCGGGUCCAUCAUCGCGAACUUCAAUACAUCUGCGUACUGUAGUCAAAUACCAUGGCUCCAGAAUACGACUGUUCGCAAGAUUGUAACCGGAUAUGACAAUCAUAGCGAGGACGACAGUCAGUGGUACGCCUCGGUUCUUCAUGCAUGCGCUUUCGAUCGCGAUGUGCUGGUUCUACCAGACCAGCACGACACAAUUAUCGGAAGUCGAGGGGUGACUCUUAGUGGUGGACAGAAACAACGAUUAGCACUUGCACGAGCUGUAUACGCAAGAAGAAGCGUCAUUGUACUUGAUGAUGUUCUCAGUGCAAUCGAUGAAAUAACCGAAGCGCUUAUUAUCGAACGUCUGUUUGGCACCUCUGGUCUAAUCAAAAAGCUGGGUUGCACUGUAGUUUUAGCUACACAUGCCAUCAAACAUCUUCCAUUAGCAGACAACAUACUCGUUCUGGGAGCUGAAGGCAGUCUGAUUGAACAAGGAACUUUCGAAGAGCUACGAGGUCGGAAUUCCGAAAUGAUAAACUCAGUCCUUAACCAGGAGCAACCCCAGUCACCUACCCUCGAUGAAGUUGCGGACCAACAGGAUGCUCACGAACAAGAACGUCAAGUCACCGCCAAAGCGAAAACAGCCUCGGAUAACGAAACAGCAGAUUUGACGAGAAGAAUUGGUGAUAUGUCAGUUUAUAACUAUUACCUGAAAUCCAUCGGAUGGAAAAUCGCUUUGGCGAAUGUUGUGACUGCCCUAAUCUGGACUUUGGGAUCAAAUUUUCCUCCUUUGUGGCUCACCUGGUAUGCCGAUCACACCGUGCAGGGGAUUGGACUGUUCGUGGGUAUCUAUGUCACGAUUGCGGUGGUCGCCCUGCCAGCAGCAACGGGGCUUCUAUAUAAUCUAUACAUGAAACUCAUCCCGAGAUCUGGUGCUGGUCUCCACAAGAUUCUCCUCACAUCCGUCAUGGGAGCCCCGCAGUCAUUCUUCGACGAGACAGAUUCUGGACUGGUGCUGAACCGAUUCAGUCAAGACAUGACCCUCAUCGAUGCUAGUCUACCUGGGGCAGCAGCAAUGUGUUUCUCAGCCUUCCUCCAGUGCCUCGCUCAAUUUGGACUCAUCGCUACCGGAUCGACUUACAUGGCACUUGCAUGCCCAGCACUCGUACUCUGCGUUUACUUCCUUCAGAGUUUCUACCUUCGAACGUCACGCCAAAUGAGAUUCCUAGAUCUGGAAUGCAAGAGCCCAUUGUACACACAUUUCACAGAGACUAUCGAGGGCCUUUCAACAAUCCGAGCAUUCGGCUGGGAAGAACACUUCUUGAGGGAGAAUAUCGAAUUACUCGACAAAUCUCAACGUCCCCACUAUCUGAUGUACUGUAUUCAACGCUGGUUCAACCUCGUUCUGCUCCUCUUGGUUGGGCUUACGGCAGUCAUUGUCGUAGCUCUGGCCACUAGUCUCACUAGCACCACCACUGGUGGACGCCUUGGCAUUUCUCUGAGCUCUAUUGUGAACUUCAACUUCAGCCUCGGCAUGUUCAUGAUGUUUUGGACUCAGAUGGAAACUUCCCUAGGCGCGAUUGCGAGAUUGAAGAGCUUUGAGAAAGAGACAGCAUCUGAGCACAAGGAAGAGGAAACGUUCAUACCAAGCCACGACUGGCCUACUGCGGGUGCUAUUGAGUUCAGAAACGUUUCAGCGUCCUAUGGCACAUCUUCCGCACUUCGCGAUCUUUCUCUGAACAUCAAGUCGGGUGAAAAAAUCGGCAUCUGUGGUCGCACGGGAAGUGGAAAGAGUACGCUUUUGUCCGUUCUCCUUCGUAUUCUCGACACUACAUCUGGCAAUAUUUUCAUCGACGGCAUUGACCUGAAUGUGAUUCCUCGCGAAACCAUCCGCUCCCGCAUUGUCACCAUCCCUCAAGAACCGUUCAUACUCUCUGGAACCGUUCGUCUCAAUGUCGAUCCUACAUCAGCAGCAACGGACGAGUCCAUCGUCGCUGCCCUGACCAAAGUUGGACUUUGGGACAUCCUGUCUUCACGCGGCGGUCUUGACGCUGACAUGAUAGCCAAUCCUCUAUCUCAAGGCCAACAGCAAAUCUUCUGCCUUGCGACAGCAAUGCUCAAACCGAAUGCUAAGAUCUUAGUCCUGGAUGAGGCGACCAGCAAUGUUGAUGCGGAGACUGAUAAAGUGAUGCAGAGGAUUAUCAGGGAAGAGUUCAAGGACUUCACGGUCUUGACCGUUGCUCAUCGUAUGGAUACUAUCAUGGACUCGGAUAGAAUUGCUAUGUUGGAUGGGGGACGAUUGGUCGAGUUUCGGAAGCCGCAGAAGUGA